Molecule: messenger RNA, 1077 nt
Organism: Scutellospora calospora
Lineage: Eukaryota; Fungi; Glomeromycota; Glomeromycetes; Diversisporales; Gigasporaceae
Source: the annotation of a GenBank genome assembly
AUGUUAUUACUAAAAACAAUUAAGACUUUAUUAAUUUCUUCAGUAUUGGUUGUCGCAUUUGCCUCGACAAUUAUCACAGCUCAUGGGUCAACAAGCGGUGAUACCACAAUUCCUCCUCCUCCACCAACAGUUUAUGCCACAGACAAAACGACUUUUGCUCCCGGUAACGUAGGCCUUGGAUUUGGGCUUACUGCCCUUGCAGCAUUCGCCUCUGCACUAGGUUCCUUUACACCAUUACUUGAUUUUUUAUUUCCAUAUAUUCCAUGGUGUAGAAACUUUCGAAUCACACAAUCAAAGGGUUUUCUCGCUGGCUCGUUAUCAUUUUCUGCUGGAAUAUUAAUAUUCCUCACAUUAGGCGAUCUUUACCCAGAGGCAAAAUCAUCAUUCCAAGAAUCUGGUCUUUUUAAUCCAAAAUACGCUGACAUCGUAGCCGCUUCGAUAUUCGUUGCAACGAUUUUAUUAAUCAUGAUAGGAAAACUCAUUUUUGGUCGCUAUCACAAACAUGACCUGCAUGAAAAUUUUGAAACCCAAAGUGAAUCAAUUGAUGUAAAAAAAGUUGACACGGAAAAAAACGUGGACGAGAAUACGUCGACAGUCGUAAAUCCCCAUGAUGCUCAAAGACUAAAAAGUUUGGGCAUUCAGAUUGCCGUUGCUUUGGCUAUUCACAAUUUUCCGGAAGGAUUAUCCGCUUUUGCAACUGCCAUUGCAAAUGCUAAAAUCGGUGUUAUAUAUGCAAUUGCACUAUCCUUACACAAAAUUCCUGAAGGUCUUAUCAUUUCUUUACCAAUAUAUUAUGCCACCGGUUCUAGAUGGAAAGCUUUUUUGAUAGCCGCGUCUGUUGGUGUAACUUCACAAAUGCUUGGCGCUGUUCUAGGCUAUGUUAUUUUUAUUACUGUAUGGAAUCAAGCUGUUUCGGGAUUUCUUUUUGCUAUUGUCACCGGUGCUUUACUUUACGUUAUCUUGCACGGCAUGUUACCAUUGGCUCGUAGUUAUGAUCCUGAGGAUAAAUAUUGUACUUACUGUGUAUGUAGCGGCUUGUUCUUCUUCGCGAUUGUCGCUUCUCUUUUUAACCUUUGA